AUGAGAGGCGAGAUUCUUCAUCUCCACCUGGGCCAGGCUGGCACCCAGCUCGGAAACAGCGCCUGGGAACUAUACCUCCUUGAGCAUGGUCUCGGAGCCGAUGGCCGCCCGGCUCCCAAUGCCGGGGAUGUUGGUGAUGCUGGCUCUUUUGAGACCUUCUUCACCGAGACGAGCAGCGGCAAAUACGUCCCUCGGUCCAUCUUUGUCGAUCUUGACCCUUCCCCGAUCGACGAGAUUCGCACUGGUACCUAUCGCCAACUUUUCCACCCCGAGCUUCUGAUUAGCGGGAAGGAGGAUGCGGCCAACAACUAUGCCCGCGGUCACUACACCAUUGGCAAGGAGAUGGUCGACAACGUCAUUGACCGCAUCCGCCGGGUUGCUGAUAACUGCCACUCCCUUCAGGGAUUCCUCAUCUUCCACUCCUUUGGCGGCGGCACUGGGUCCGGCUUCGGCUCUCUUCUCCUGGAGCGUCUGGCCACUGACUAUGGUAAGAAGUGCAAACUCGAGUUUGCCGUCUACCCGGCUCCGCGAGUUUCGACUGCGGUUGUUGAGCCGUACAAUGCCGUCCUUUCGACGCAUAGCACGAUUGAGAACUCUGAUUGUACGUUCCUUGUCGAUAACGAGGCCGUGUACGACAUCUGCCGCCGGAACUUGGACAUCCCCCGACCGAGUUACGAGCACCUCAAUCGACUCAUCGCUCAGGUCGUCUCUUCCAUCACUUCCUCUCUGCGGUUUGACGGAGCCCUCAAUGUCGACCUCAACGAGUUCCAGACCAACCUGGUCCCGUAUCCUCGUAUCCACUACCCCUUGAUCAGCUAUGCUCCCGUUAUUUCGGCUGCCAAGAGCGCUCACGAGAGCUUCAAGGUCUCCGACCUGACCUUCCAGUGCUUUGAGCCCAACAACCAAAUGGUGGUCUGCGACCCUCGCAAUGGCAAGUACAUGGCUGUCGCUCUCCUUUAUCGUGGAGAUGUGGUGCCCCGCGACUGCAGCGCCGCUGUGGCCGCUCUAAAGGCGAAGGCUUCCUUCAACCUAGUCGAAUGGUGCCCAACUGGCUUCAAGAUUGGUAUCAACUACCAGAAGCCGGUUGCGGUUCCUGCUUCGCCAAGUGAUGGCGGCCUCGCGUCAGUCGACCGUUCCGUGUCCAUGCUUUCCAACACAACUGCUAUCGCUGAGGCCUGGUCUCGCCUGGACUACAAGUUCGACCUCAUGUAUAGUAAGCGUGCCUUCGUCCACUGGUAUGUGGGUGAGGGUAUGGAAGAAGGCGAGUUCAGCGAGGCCCGCGAGGAUCUCGCUGCUCUGGAGAAGGACUACGAGGAGGUUGCUGCCGACUCGACCGAGCCUGAAGAGGGUGAGGCCGAGUACUAA
Molecule: messenger RNA, 1365 nt
Organism: Lasiosphaeria miniovina
Lineage: Eukaryota; Fungi; Ascomycota; Sordariomycetes; Sordariales; Lasiosphaeriaceae
Product: Tubulin/FtsZ, GTPase domain-containing protein
Exons: 5
Coding region: 1-1365 (454 amino acids)
Biological process (GO): microtubule cytoskeleton organization; mitotic cell cycle
Cellular component (GO): microtubule; cytoplasm
Molecular function (GO): GTP binding; structural constituent of cytoskeleton
Source: RefSeq, a predicted model, not a curated record